ACCUCUAUGAAUACUUCCAGUGUCACUGAGUUUGUCUUCCUAGGUCUCUCCCGCUCCCACUCCAUCCAACUCCUUGUCUUUGUCCUGGUCUCAGUCUCCUACACAGCAAUCCUACUGGGCAAUCUCCUCAUUGUGGUGACUGUGCAUGCAGAUUCCCAUCUCCUCCAGACCCCCAUGUACUUCUUCCUGGCUAACUUAUCCAUCAUUGAUACUUCUGUGGGCUCUGUGGUUAUCCCCAAGAUGUUGGCAGGCCGAGCAAAUUAUGGCCAGACAAUCUCAUUCGGUGGUUGUAUGGCCCAGGUCUUCUUCCUUCACUUCUUUGGGGGUACCGAGAUGCUCCUCCUCACCGUUAUGGCCUACGAUCGCUAUGUGGCCAUCUGCCACCCACUGACAUACACAACCAGAAUGAAUCGCCCACGUUGCAGGAGGCUCCUGGCAUCCUGUUGGGUUGGAGGCCUCAUCCACACCGGAACACAGCUGGUCCUGGUUCUUCGACUGCCAUUCUGUGGACCAAAUAAACUGGACAAUUUCUUUUGUGAUGUCCCACAGGUGGUCAGAUUGGCUUGUGCUGAUACUUACAGCACUGAGAUACUCAUGGCAGCCAACAGUGGCCUGCUCUCCUUGGUUUGCUUCCUUAUCUUGCUAAUCUCCUAUGGUGUCAUCCUGGUCAGCCUUCAAGGCCACUUCAAGGAGAGUGGAGGGAAGGCUUUGUCCACCUGCAGCUCCCACUUGACCGUGGUCAGCCUCUUUUUUGUGCCCUGCCUCUUUGUGUACCUUGUACCCUUCUCCAGUUCUGGUGUGGACAAAAUGGCUUCCAUAUUCUACACCGUAGUCACCCCUGCACUCAACCCUAUGAUAUAUACUCUAAGGAAUAGGGAAAUGAAGGAGGCUAUGGUUCGGUUGAAGAAUCACUGCAUCUUCUUCCGUUCUUGUGUCCAUGGACAAAAAUGA
Molecule: messenger RNA, 951 nt
Organism: Podarcis raffonei (Aeolian wall lizard)
Lineage: Eukaryota; Metazoa; Chordata; Lepidosauria; Squamata; Lacertidae
Product: olfactory receptor 4Q3-like
Exons: 1
Coding region: 7-951 (314 amino acids)
Biological process (GO): G protein-coupled receptor signaling pathway
Cellular component (GO): membrane
Molecular function (GO): G protein-coupled receptor activity; olfactory receptor activity
Source: RefSeq, a predicted model, not a curated record